Thelazia callipaeda (thelaziosis nematode) is the source of this 3453-nucleotide messenger RNA. NCBI's taxonomy places the organism in Eukaryota, Metazoa, Nematoda, Chromadorea, Rhabditida, Thelaziidae. The record is from the annotation of a GenBank genome assembly.
AUGUUUGUCUACCUGAGCAAAAAGAUUUCUACACCAAACAAUUCACAAAUACAAUGCGUGUCUUGGAUGAAAACUCUCGGAUUCAUUGCAACUGGAGGAGAGCAAGGAUUUCUUAAAGUCUUGAAAUUACCACCUAACGAAGUAAAUCGCUACGGUCAGCAAUCCUCUUCUAGCCGUUCCUCAACAAAUUUGACUGUAAAUCAAAACUUAAAUGGUCACAAAGGGAAUGUGUUGAUAGCAGAAUGGAAUGAAUUUUAUCAUAAAUUGACCACUAGUGAUAGUAAUGGGUUAAUUGUUCUGUGGUUGGUUCAAAAUGAUAACUGGUUCGAAGAAAUGAUUAAUAAUCGGAAUAAAUCAGCUGUGAUUGGCAUGGCAUGGAGUCACGAUGGACAUAAAAUUGUCAUUGCUUAUAAAGAUGGACAAACCAUUGUUGGAUCUGUUGAGGGAAAUCGUUUAUGGAGCAGAAAUAUUGCCAAUGAUUUAUUAGCAGUUUGCUGGUCAAGGGAUUCAUCAAUGCUAUAUUUUGGUCUGGAUGAUGGUGAAGUUCUUGCAUAUGAUGCAUCAGGCACAUUCAUUCAAAAAGUUCAUAUGGUUUGCUUGGAAAAAGACUUGCACCGUGAUACCAUUAUAUCUAUGAAUUGGUUUGUCCCAGUAUUUCGAUCUGAAGAACAUUCAGUUUUGAAACGAUCAGCUUCUAUCUCAAAUGACCGACCUAAGUUUCUUGUAGCGUACAGACAUGGCGUUAUACAAGUAAUGAGAAACGAGAAUGAUGCAAAUCCAGUAAUUAUCAAACUUCCAAAUAUGAUUCUGUGCAAAGCUAAAUGGUCUCCCGAUGGAUCAGUGAUUGCAAUCUGUGGUAUACUAACAGAUAAAAGUGGUCAAAAAUGUGUUAUCCAUUUCGCAUCUGCUUAUGGCGAGCCGUUGAGAAACUUGCAAAUACCAGGUCAGACAAUUACGGAUAUAUCAUGGGAAAGUGAAGGCUUACGUCUCUGCGCGGCGGUUGAUAGCCAUUUAUUUUUCGCAAAUAUUCGACCAAAUUAUAAAUGGGCAUACUGUAGUCAAACAAUCAUUUAUACAUAUGAAAAAGUAGAAAAUGCAGAACACUGUGUUGUUUUUUUUGAAACAAAACUUGAAGAAACUUUUUUAAAAUAUACAAAACAAGUACUUGCAAUCACUUCUUGUGGUGAGUAUUGUGUUUUGAUUACUCGUGCGCAGGAUCAAGUUAAUCAGUAUUUUAUGCAAAUUUGCAAUGGUAUUGGAACAACCCUUGAUUCAAAAUAUUUUAAUAUUGAGCCGAAAUAUGUUGCAAUGAAUGAAACACAAGUAGUAAUUGCUAACAACUUAUCAUUUACCACAUGGCAGUACAGUAUUCCAUAUGCUUCGAGUCAAGGAUACAACACGCAAUCCGAUGCUUCUAAUUCAUUUGAAAACACUGAGCAGCGAUUAGAAAGGAAGCAUUCAUACUUUUUAGCAUUCCGUGAUUCUGGUACAGUACAUCGUUAUGCAUUACCAGAUGUUACUUUUCAAUCAAGCUUUACUUUAAAUUGUCGUGUUGAAAAAGUGGAAUUAAAUUGUGCUGGAACACGAAUAGCUGUGCUUACAAAUGAAGGAUUGAAGCUGUAUAAACUAACUGAAAACAAUGCUGAAGGACUGAAUUUCGUACGACACGAUGCUUGGAAUAUGAAAUGGGACGAGGAAAAAGACGACUCAAUAGCAAUAAUGGAGAAAUCAAAGUUGUAUAUUGUACGGAAUACAGAAACGGAAGAACCGGUUGUAAAUGGCGGUUAUAUUUGCUGCUUCAGAAGUCUUAUUGUUCGUACCGUUCUUCUUGAUGAGAUAAUGCAAAAUCCCCAAACACCUCACAAAUCAUUCAUUAUUGAUGUGGAAAUUAAGGUAAAGUCUAAUUUGUCCGCAUUUAAAUUUCAGUCAUUCCGACAUGUGAAAAAUCUUUUGGAUAACAUGAAAAUUCAUGAAGCUACAGCAUUUAUUGAAAAAAGCAAUCAUCCAAAAUUAUGGGCUUUAUUAGCUGAAGUAGCAUUGAACAGACUUGACACAGCGGUUGCUGAACAUGCUUAUGUAAUGCUUAAAGAUUAUGCUGGGAUUCAGCUUAUCAAAAGGAUAAACGCUUUACAGAGUGAUGAGCUCAAAAAAGCUGAAGUCGCUGCAUUUUAUGGGCGUAUUGAUGAAGCAGAAAAGAUUUAUAUCGAAAACGAUAGAUUUGAUUUAGCAAUUGCUUUACGAGAAAAAAUGAACGAUUGGUUUCAAAUAAGUGACAUGUUGCAGAAAAAUAAUCAGCCAAACGAUGAAUUACUACGAAAGGCGUGGAAUAACAUUGGUGAUUAUUACGUGGAAAGACAGAAAUGGAAAGAAGCUGAAAGUUAUUACGAGAAAGCAGAAAAUUACGCACAACUUAUUCCUUGUUAUCUGAUGAAUGAUGAAUAUGAAAAAUUAGAGCAGAUGGCUAAGCAAUUACCUGAUAAUCAUGAGCUGCUUGUGGAAAUCGGUGAACUUUUUCUGGAUGCUGGCUUGUGUGAAGAAGCUGUACAAUGUUUUAUUAAGUGGGAAUAUGCAGUAGAACUCUCCAAAACACACAACCUUCGGGAUAUAGAUACUUUACUCAACCGCUAUGUCGAACAGUUCAAAGGAAACAAUGAGAGGACAUUAGCUGUUGUACAAUUGUAUAAGAAAGCUGGGAAGUAUCUGCAGGCUGCUCGGAUGAUUUUUGACAUUGCAAGUAAUGAACGUAAAAAGCACGCAGAAGCUUUACGCAUGAAAAAACUUUACGUGCUUGGUGCUCUUCUAGUUGAACAAUAUCAUAAACAGAGUAAAGCAGAAGUUGCCAGAGAUUCACAUAAUAAAUCUGAAGCUGAGAUAGCUCUGAAAGGAUUACUGGAAGAAGAUUCUAAACUUUCGCUCAGUGAUAGCAUACUUAUCGAUAAUGCAUGGCGAGGAGCUGAAGCGUAUCAUUUUUAUAUGCUUUCUCAGCGGCAACUUUACGAAGGUGAUGUUGACAGAGCAAUGACAACAGCAUUACUUCUGACUGAUUAUGAAGAUUUCAUCGAACCUGUAGAAAUUUAUUCUCUUCUCGCUUUAUCAAGUUGCGUUGCAAGACAAUUUGGAGUUUGUAGUCGUGCAUUUAUCAAACUUGAAAGUUUGGAUUCAUUCACUGCGGACGAGAAGAAAGCUUAUCAGAAACUGGCUUUAAAUAUUUACACGAAAUAUCCGCCCGAAGAUACAAGAGUAAACCACGUGUUAUGCACUGAGUGCAAUUCACAGAUACCAGACUUUUGCUCAAUAUGUCCAGUUUGUGAGUUCAAAUUUUCAAGAUGUAUUGCUUCUGGCCGUCCCAUUCUCGAUUACCAAUUUUGGCUCUGUUCAACUUGCAAACAUCGCGCAUAUCAGAAAGAAAUGGACACACGGAAGUUUUGUCCAUUAUGUCAUGAAGGGAUAUAA